AUGAAAACCACAGCUACGGAGGAGACGGGCGGCUCAGAGUACCACCACUUCUUCAGAUAUGUGGACCAUAUAUUCUGGGCAGACCGGGAGAGACCGGCUCUGUCAACCAACGGAGUCACCAUUGGCACCAUGAAGCUGAAACAACUGAUGAUUCAGAUCACAUCAAAGGUCCCUGGCCCGUCUGCACAGGCGAGGCUGGAGCUCCUACCACACAUGAUGCCAGACAGUAAGAUGCCUCGCAUGAUUAAUAUGGGGCCAUAUAUUGUCUUCCUCUACAAACCCAGUCUUGUUGUUGUCCCGCCAGCUACGUCUGGGAACCCAUUUGACUUGACCAACGAAAGGAGAUGCUAG
This is a messenger RNA of Trichoderma harzianum CBS 226.95, 351 nucleotides long. RefSeq lists its product as hypothetical. NCBI's taxonomy places the organism in Eukaryota, Fungi, Ascomycota, Sordariomycetes, Hypocreales, Hypocreaceae. The coding region runs from base 1 to 351 and encodes 116 amino acids. The record is from RefSeq and is a predicted model, not a curated record. The transcript has 2 exons.